UAGAAGUCAAUCUGUAAAGAAAUUGCAUGAUAACAUCAAAUCGCAGAAACAAGGAGAAAACUAGUGUAAAUAGAUUAAUAAGUUGCUAUUUUUAAUUUAUACCCAAUUUGUGGAAGUAAUAUAAAACAUUAAACUCUACAAAAUGUCAAUCGGUACAAGUGCUCUGCGUACACAACUCAUGGCGCUCGCUAACUUUUCUGGCACACACAAAGAGCAAGCAGACAAGUACCGGCAAUUGCUAGUAAUGGUGCUCAAUAAUACAGGAAGUGAACUGGUGGAUACACUAAAGCUCUUUGUAGAAGCCAUAGUCAAUGAGCACGUCAGUUUGGUAAUUUCAAGGCAAAUACUAAAUGAUGUUAGCAACUCCUUGUGUAAAUUGUCUGAUGAAAUUUCGCGACAAGUUUCUCAUUUUACGCUGGAGAAGGUCCAGCCGCGUGUGAUAUCCUUUGAAGAGCAAGUAGCUGGAAUACGACAACAUUUAGCCGAUAUUUAUGAGCGCAAUCAGCUUUGGCGUGAUGCAGCAAAUGUGCUGGUUGGCAUACCUCUAGAGACUGGGCAAAAGCAAUAUCCAGUCGGUUAUAAGCUCAAAACAUAUUUAAAAAUUGCCAGUCUCUACUUGAAGGAUGAUGAUUCGGCACAAGCUGAGUUUUAUAUAAAUCGCGCCUCCUUGUUGCAGACCGAGACAACCGAUGAGGAGUUACAGGUGCUUUACAAAAAGUGUUACGCUCAUGUCUUGGAUUAUCGUCGAAAAUUCAUAGAGGCUGCACAACGGUAUAAUGAACUGUCCUAUCGUAAAACGAUGAGCGAAAGUGAUCGUAUGGAUGCAUUAAGGAGCGCUUUAAUUUGCACGGUGUUAGCAUCUGCUGGGCAGCAGCGUUCUCGCAUGUUGGCAACAUUAUUCAAAGAUGAACGUUGUCAACAACUGCCAGCCUAUGCUAUACUUGAAAAAAUGUAUUUGGAUCGUAUAAUUAGACGGUCGGAAUUAAAAGAAUUCGAAGCGUUGCUACAACCGCAUCAAAAAGCUAUAACCGUUGACGGUUCAUCUAUUCUAGAUCGCGCUGUAUUUGAGCAUAACUUGCUUUCCGCUAGUAAAUUAUAUAAUAAUAUUACAUUCGAAGAGCUAGGCGCAUUACUUGAUAUACCCGCUGCAAAGGCUGAAAAUAUUGCUUCGCAAAUGAUUACCGAAGAACGUAUGAACGGUCAUAUAGAUCAAAUAUCCGGCCUUGUUCAUUUUGAAAGUCGUGAGGUGCUACCACAAUGGGAUCGGCAAAUCCAAUCGUUAUGCUAUCAAGUAAACUCCAUUAUUGAAAAGAUCGCCGCGGCUGAGCCGAACUGGAUGACAAAUACACUGGAUACUUUGAACUGAUACAUUUAAUUGAAAUAUCUUAUCUAUUAUACACACGAGACAUUUUUAAAGAGAUAUGUUUGUUUUUGGGUUAAAAUUUCUUUUGAGACGUCCUCAUAUUUCACAUUAAUUUAAUAAAAAAUAAAAUAAAAAUUAAA
Bactrocera tryoni is the source of this 1503-nucleotide messenger RNA. It is a transcript of the gene CSN4, whose product is annotated as COP9 signalosome complex subunit 4. The coding region runs from base 143 to 1366 and encodes 407 amino acids. The transcript is spliced from 2 exons. Gene Ontology annotation, cellular component: cytosol; COP9 signalosome. NCBI's taxonomy places the organism in Eukaryota, Metazoa, Arthropoda, Insecta, Diptera, Tephritidae. The record is from RefSeq and is a predicted model, not a curated record.